Molecule: messenger RNA, 2548 nt
Organism: Oldenlandia corymbosa var. corymbosa
Lineage: Eukaryota; Viridiplantae; Streptophyta; Magnoliopsida; Gentianales; Rubiaceae
Source: the annotation of a GenBank genome assembly
CGCCGGAGCUUCAAAAUUGUUUAGGGUUGGGGAUUAUUUUGCGCCGCAUCAUCCAAAUUGUCCGAUUAACGAAGUAAUAAAGGGCAAGAAUUGUCUUUCUGUUUUCAAAAUUUCUUCAAAAAGAAUUCAUUCACCGACAAAGGUCUGGAUUUUUUAUUCAUGUCUCCCUAUUAUUGUUCAAUCAACUCUGAUUAUCGAACUCUUUGGAGAGAGAUGCAAGGAGGCCGAAAGACAAGAAAAAGAAGAAUCCACCGUGAAGGAGCAAGAACAGUGUUGUACCAGACUUGCACCAGGAAGGAGCAGUGAAGAGGGCCAAGGAAGAAGCCGUGAACAAAUAAUAAGCGGACACGUGUAAGAAAGAACACGGAACACCGGAGAAGGCAGCCAAACCAAAAGAGACGGUGGAAGCCGCAAUCUGUAACCGAUGUCUCCAAUCAAAGAGCCGACACAUUGGGGGGAGUGACCGGCCACCGUACCUAAACGGGAAGAGUCUCGGUCCAACUCCCCUAUUGAUACAUAUAGAUAUAUAAUAGGCCAGUUGGGUUAGUGUUGGAUGGAGGCCCAUAAAUAGAUCACGACCCAAACUCAACUGGGUCCAGUCCAUAUCCGUUCUUCUAACAUGGAUUACCACUGCCUGGAGCUUACUUUCCAUGGUUUCGUCAUAUCAUCAGAGUCUUCCUUCCUAAUUCCCACAGCUCGGUAGAGCUUGAAGCUCUUUAUUAUACUGUGUGACUGUGUGAGAGAGAGAAACUGGAAAACGUAGAAAGAUGACGCUGAAGUUGUAUGUUGAUCGCAUGUCUCAACCUUCCCGGGCAAUUUUGAUCUUCUGCCGUGUAAAUGGUAUUGAUUUUGAGGAAGUAAGAGUUGACUUAUCCAAACGCCAGCACUUAUCUCCUGAAUUUCGAGAAGUUAAUCCCAUGAAGAAAGUGCCGGCUAUAAUGGAUGGAAGAUUCAAGCUUUUUGAGAGUCACGCUAUUCUUCGAUAUCUGGCGUGUGUUUACCCUGGAGUUGCAGAUCAUUGGUAUCCUGCAGAUGUCUAUACAAGAGCAAAAAUUGAGUCGGUUUUAGAUUGGCAUCACUCCAAUUUACGCCAGGGUGCAGCUUCAUUUGUUCUUCAUACAGCACUUGCACCUGCACUUGGUCUCCCUUUGGAUCCAAAAGUAGCAGCUCAAUCUGAAAUGCUCCUAUCAGCUUCUCUUGCAAAGAUUGAAUCUUUCUGGCUCAAGGGAAAAGGGCGGUUUCUGCUAGGAAACUUGCAACCUUCUAUUGCAGACCUGAGUUUUGUCUGUGAAAUUAUGCAACUUGAGGUAUUGGAUGAGGAGAUUCGUAGCCGAAUUCUAGGUCCGCACAAGAAAGUAUUGAAGUGGAUUGAUGACACAAAAAAUGCGACACAACCACAUUUUGAUGAGAUUCAUACCAUCCUCUUGAAAGUCAAAGAGAAGUUAAAGAAGAUGUCAUCUGCUGGAGGCAGCAGCCAAACGAAUGUCAGCAACAAGUCUGUUUUGCCUUCAAAGAUAUAACCUUGUAAUUUACAAAUUGUUCUUUGUAAAUGUCAACCUUGUAUGAUCGAAGUGAGAAAAUUCCUUCCAAAUACAUGUUUCCUUGGAACAAGAAUUAUGGCAAGUUAGUGAAACUUUUGCAUCAAUCGACAGGCGAAGGAAACUGCUUUACCACACUGAUAGAUCCUUAAUUCCCCCAUUUGAGCAAAUAAACUGCUGAGUUUGCCACCUUGCAUUGAUUAUUUCUGGUUGCUGCCUCGAUCUAGAGGUUGUUGGAAAUGUCCGAAACAUUGGGUUAGGAAUUGGGAAGUCUUCAUUAAUCUCUGAUCAAUGUAUAUUUUUAAGGGCUAAGAAGCAACAAUAGCAUUCUCUCGUUUGUUUCUAUUGGUUGUUGCAUCUCUUUAAUUAAUCUCCAACUUCUUAGGUACAUGGUGGAUCUGAAAUUGAGGAAGCUUUGUCUAGUCAUGAAUGGCCCCAAAACAGUUUACGAAUUCAGUGAAAUGUGCAUUAAAGGAUGAUUACAAUCGACUAGCUAGCGAGCUGUACUGAAGAAGAGCAUCACUGUCACAUAUAGCUCAAGCAUCCUAACUGUUCUAUAGAUUGCUAACACUGACUAAUCUAGCUAACCACCAUUGUUUGAGUCUAACAGAACCAUAGACAUGAUUUAUACUCCUGGAUUAAGAGAACCCACUUCGAGUUUUACCCCAUUUUCGUGCAUUCAUCCAUUCUGCAUCACUGCCUUUGUGUUUUUUGGUGUGUCAUGCUACUUCUUUGGUCUCCUGAAGUUCUAUAAGAAAAGCGGGCAGCCAACUGAAGCCUCAAGGAAAAGGCAUCAAUUUGAUCGUAUUGGUAACAUCAUCCUCAUCUAUUCCACGAUCACCACGGUCACCAUAAAAAUAGCCACUUUCCGGGAGUGGCCGCCGCUCACACUUUCAAAAUAGCAAGGAACUCUAGAUAGCUGAAGAGAAACAUGAAGGCCAUUUAGCCUCCAAUUCAGGAUCCAUCCACAUAUUAUUGUAUCCAGACUGGCUCUUACUGGGUGCUUGUAG